Messenger RNA from Prorocentrum cordatum, 252 nucleotides. The record is from the annotation of a GenBank genome assembly. Lineage: Eukaryota; Dinophyceae; Prorocentrales; Prorocentraceae.
GCGCACCACCACCGGCACCGCCACCGGCGGCGCAGGGAGCGCUCCGAGUCCGCGGGCGGCGCGGCCAAGGCCCGCCUGCAGCCCAACGCGGCCAGCACCGCCGCGGCGCCGGCCCCGCACGGCUACCCGCAGCAGACCCCGCCGCCAGGUCAGCUCCACGCGCCCUAUCAGAACCCGUACCCGCAGCCCCAGCAGCAGCCGCAGGGGCCGCCCGGUCAGUUCGCGUCCCCUGGGGACCCGCCGCGGCCGCAG